Rubroshorea leprosula is the source of this 2241-nucleotide messenger RNA. Lineage: Eukaryota; Viridiplantae; Streptophyta; Magnoliopsida; Malvales; Dipterocarpaceae. The record is from the annotation of a GenBank genome assembly.
CAAAGGCUGAACCUGAAAUCCCGAAACUCUCUCUCAAAUCAAGUUAUCCUCCCUCUCUUAUUUUUCUGGAUUUCAAAUGAUUUGAAUUUUUCAUUUUUCUAAACUUUUCAAUUCUAUCUCUCUGAGUUGAAUUUAGCUUCUUGAUUUCGUAUCUACGUAUUUUGGGUUUAAUUUCAUAAACCCUAGUUUUCAAAAGUUUGUUUUUUUAAUCUAAUUGUUUGUCUGAAACAGUUUGCUUUAGAUGGGUAUGAGUGUUUAGGGUUUGGAGUCUAUGAUUUCCAUCCAUGGGUGCUCUUGCAAGCAAUAGGAAGCGAGCUGAUUAUUCCACCUUCAAUACCCAGAAGACGUACCAGUUUUCUCCAGAUUUUCGGGUUUCCAAGAAACCCAGAAUCUCGUUAAUGCAGCAGAGCCCAGAGAAACCUAUUUUGUCAUCUAACACCACGGUCUCAAGGCUCUCUCGAUACCCGGAAGCCAAGCGUCCAUUGCCCAGAGAAGUUCACGCUCCUUGUAGAAACCUCAAGUUUGGGUUUGCAGGGUUGCGUUCGAAUCAAUAUUCGAGGCAGAAUUCAAGUGGGUAUAUUGAAAAAGAGGAUUUUACUCCUGUUGGUCUCAGCAAGAUGGGAAAUUUCUUCAGUCGCCAGUGUGCUAGUGUCAAAAAGAUGGCAAUGGAUGUGAUAACGUACCCGAAGAAGAAUCAGGUGGUGAUUAUUGAUGAUGAUGAUCAGGGAAAAGAAGCGGUGUCUGAUGAUUUUAGUGUUGAGGAAGUGGAGAUUAUAAAGGACGGACGAGGGAAGAUUGUAGAGAGGAGUUUGCAGCCGUCUUCAUCUUCCGCGGUUACAGAGUCAAACAAUGGGAGUUUAAGAGUUGAAAGUGCAGGGAAGAUGUUGGAUUCCCUAUCAUUGAGUCGUGAUGGGUUGGAAGAGUUGGGUAUAGAAGCCUAUAAGAGCUUGCUGGAACAAGCUGAGAGCAGAACUGCAAGGUUGAAUGAUUUAGGAUUUCAGAUUGAAUUGCAUGAGAAGCGGCGGGAUGGGUUCCGCUCUUUGCAAAGUUUGAAGAAACCAGAGGAGAAACCAGUAGAGAAAGUACCUCAAGAACCAUUUGUGCAUCUUACGGAUGAGGAACACGCUGAGGUUCAACGUGCCUUUUCUGCUAAUAAUCCGAGGAAGGUUUUGGUCUCUCAUCAGAACUCAAACAUUGAUAUUACAGUACGGAUUUUGCAGUGCCUGAAGCCAGGAGCAUGGUUGAACGAUGAGGUGAUUAAUGUGUAUCUUGAAUUACUUAAGGAGAGAGAACGAAGAGAACCGAAGAAGUUUCUGAAAUGCCAUUUCUUUAACACCUUCUUCUAUAAAAAGUUAGUAGGUGAAAAUGGCUAUAACUAUAAAGCUGUCAAGAGAUGGACUUCAGAAAGGAAGUUGGGGUACUUCCUCAUUGAUUGUGAUAAGAUAUUUGUCCCCAUACACAAAGAGGUGCACUGGUGCUUAGCGGUUAUUAAUAAGAAAGAUCAGAAGCUCCAGUAUCUUGAUUCGCUUAAAGGAAAGGAUACUAGAGUGCUGAAUGCCCUGGAAAGAUAUUUUGUUGAAGAAGUUAAGGACAAGUGUGGAAAAGAGAUUGAUAUAAGUUCGUGGGAACAUGAAUACGUUGAAGAUCUUCCUGAGCAAAUGAACGGGUUUGAUUGUGGAGUGUUUAUGCUGAAGUAUAUGGACUUUUAUAGCAGAGGUUGUGGGCUCUGUUUUAACCAGGAACACAUGCCCUAUUUCCGGUUAAGGACAGCCAAGGAAAUUCUGAGAUUGAGAGCGGACUGAUUAAAUGUGUGAAGCAGCUUCUUCAAUGACAUGCUAUAGCUCCCAUUUUGCAUUAGAUUGAAUAAAGUAUGCCUGCCGCUUCAUGUUUGAUUGAUGAGAAGGCUUCUACAAGGUCCUGCAGUGGUAACAACAAUGCAUGAGUAUCGGUUUGAUUCUAUGAUAGUAUCAUCAAGAGUUUUGGUCAAUUGACUAACAUAGCUUAGGAGGAAUCAUCCACAACUUGAAGGUGAAUUCAAGCAAGGUCGUAAAUAGGGGUAUUUUUGAAGGGUUUCUCUUGGAAAUGUAGGUGUUUUGUGUAUGUAAUUCUUUUGGUCCAUUAAGUAUUAAAACCUUUUCUAUAUAUAUAUCUACAGUUUUUUGAGACAUUUGCAGUUGUAACAGUUAAUAGAAAAUUACUCGUACAAGAUUAUUGGCUGCAUGCGCACUGACAUUGCUGUGG